AUGGGCGACAUUUUCGCCAAAUUGGCGUCAUAUUCCGGCGUCAGAAAAUCGCUGUCGUCGCAGCGUGUCAGAGAGAAGGUCAGCUUUGACCAGGAACUCGCCAUCGCAGACAGUCACGGCGACGCCGUCGAGGGAGCCACUUGCCUGGUCACCUUCGAUGAGCUCCGCACACUUAGAGAAAACAGUGAUAAUUUGACGUGGCUAAUAGAUUCGCUUCAUUGUCGUUUGAAGCUCUCUUCGCCGUCGCCUGUCCAAGCCAGCGUCAUCCCUUUAGCGCUCAAGGGGGAGGAUGUGUUUGCCGUAGCGCCUACGGGUUCAGGCAAGACGCUGGCCUACCUAAUACCCAUCCUUCUGCAGCACAAGAAACAGAAAGCAAUACAAAGCCUCGUCUUAGUGCCAACUGUCGAGUUGGUGAAUCAGGUCACUCGCGAGUUGGUAUAUUUAAUCGGAGAUAACGAUGUGGGCAUCCUUCCACUAGACCCGAAAUGCAGUCAGUUGGACAAAGAAAUUUGCAUAUCCACUCCCGCAACGAUGUUAUCAGUGCUAAAGAAACGCAAAGAUGUAUUGUCUAAACUGGAGCUGCUGGUGGUUGACGAGGCCGAUGUGCUUUUUGACGGCGGCUACGCACGCCACUUCGACAGCAUCCUAGCAUCCCUUGUAGAGGUCAGAGGACUUAGAAAGAUGCUAUUCAGCUCCACAAUGCAACAGCAAGUACUGGAUCUUGCUGCGAGCUUUAUGCCUAGCGCAGUACAUGUAUCGGUGGGCCAGAGCACAAUGGCAUGUAAGAACGUCCGUCAGGAGCUCAUUUGCGUCACAAACGAAAACGGGAAAGUACCGGCGCUGAGGCAGCUCAUUCGUGAAGGUCGAGUGGACCUGCCUUGUCUGGUGUUUUUGCAAAGCGUGGAGCGGGUUGGGCGUGUAUACAGUCAGCUGAAGGACGAUAACUUGCUCGUCGAUCGCCUGACCGGUCGCCUCGCACCUGCCGAGCGGGAAGAACUGAUAAAUAAGUUCCGGCUAUCGAAGAUUUGGGUUUUGCUUUGCACCAACAUAUUGGCACGUGGUUUGGACUUCCGAGGUAUCGGGAGUGUGGUGAACUUCGACAUACCGCUUACCGCGCAGGACUACGUCAACCGGAUAGGGAGGUCAGGCAGAGGCGAAACAAGCGGCAGUGCGAUAACUUUGUUUACGAUGGACGACGUGAAUAUAAUGGGGCCCGUGAUAGACAUUAUGCGCCGUUGCAACCAGGAGGUGCCUGAGUAUCUCUUGCGCUGCGAACAGAAGAAGGCGAACGUGAAGCGCCCUCCAAACCGCCAGAGCGACGUGUCGCAAAGAAAGCGCCAUAAACAUAGAUGUGCUAAGGUAAAUGGCAAGAACGUGGCGAACUCAAAUGGGAAACAAGUCAUAAAGCAGGAACCAUAA
This is a messenger RNA of Babesia bigemina, 1419 nucleotides long. Its product is annotated as DEAD box RNA helicase, putative. Gene Ontology annotation, molecular function: ATP binding; nucleic acid binding. Bases 1 to 1419 code for a protein of 472 amino acids. NCBI's taxonomy places the organism in Eukaryota, Apicomplexa, Aconoidasida, Piroplasmida, Babesiidae. The transcript has 4 exons. The record is from RefSeq and is a predicted model, not a curated record.